Cavia porcellus (domestic guinea pig) is the source of this 6995-nucleotide messenger RNA. It is a transcript of the gene Pkn2, whose product is annotated as protein kinase N2. Bases 1884 to 4724 code for a protein of 946 amino acids. Gene Ontology annotation, molecular function: small GTPase binding; protein serine/threonine kinase activity; ATP binding. Lineage: Eukaryota; Metazoa; Chordata; Mammalia; Rodentia; Caviidae. Gene Ontology annotation, biological process: peptidyl-serine phosphorylation; intracellular signal transduction. The record is from RefSeq and is a predicted model, not a curated record. The transcript has 22 exons.
AAAUAUACCUACAGCUUUCCAUUUUUUCAAAUCAUACUGGAGAAUUCAAAACACUUUAUUAAGCUGGAAUUGGCUUACUUCUUAAUAACCUUUGAUUAUAGGAAGAUAAAACCAAAAAAACCUCUGAAACCACAGCAUUUUGUUUUAUCAAUUACUGUAAUAUUUCUGAGGGUAAUUUUCUAACUCUUGCUAGUAAUGUGGAGGAUUAUUAAACAAGGAAGCAUUAAUAAGUCAUACACAAACUUUGAUGACCAGAGACAUCAAGGUAUAUGGAAAAGUGUUUACUACAGUAAAAAUAAACAUAGUCUUUAAAAAUGUAAACUUAAUUGGCAAUUUGUCAUUUUUAUCACAUAUAACUAAUUUAUUUUAUCCUAGUCUCCCUCAUUUCUUAUUUGAAGUACAGCAAGAAAUGUAAAUAUUUUUUGUGAGGCCAAAGAAACUAAGGAAACUGGAUUAACAAAAACUGUAAAGGAUUUCAAAAUGGAAUGUUGGCUACAACUGUAAUUUUGUGGAGUUGAGAACCAAAUAUUGAGUAGCAUACUAAUAAAGUUACCUUGCUGAUUAUUGUUGAUUCACUUUCUUUAUCAGAAUACGUAGUAAAUUGUUUUGUUGGGAAUCUUAAAUUCCAUUCCUAGCAGAAUUUAUGCUGUGUAAGUAAAGAGAGUUUGCUCAAUUGGAAAACUUGAGGUAGUUAGCUUUCAAGUAGAGGUAUUAAACUUCUAUAAUGUUGUCACAUAUUUAGGAUAUGAUGCUAACACAUAAUUAGUUUUUGCUUUCCAAGAGACAGUACAAAUAACUUUUGUACUAAAAGAGGAUUGUAUGAUAGAUAAAUUAACAUUUAUUGUUUACUGUAUAUCAGAUAUUAUACUUAGUAUCCUGUGCGCCGUACUUGACCUUCACAUUGAUCUAAGGCCAGGGUAUUAUUUUAUGGAUCAGAGAGCUAAGUUCAUUAAUCUUAAGUACGUUGCCUAUGGUCACAUUUUAAGUCUGAAUUUGAAUCCAAAUGUGUAUUAUGUUUCCUACUACACCAUUCUUUAAGCUGCCACAGUACUGUGAACCCAUAAAUAUUUUACAUUUCAAUGUUAAGUUGUAUGAAAUUUGUAAAAAUUGGCCAAAAUUGUAAUUAUCUGUUAAAUCUUGCUGGAACGAGAAAAUGAUUUUCGUGUUUGUUUUGGUAGUCUAUAAUUUAGCAGUGCUGUAUUAUUGCGAGUCAGAUGUAAUAGUAACAAUCAUCUUUCAUAGUCUUUAUCUCACAGUUUUUAACGAAAAGUGUUAAGUUAUCAUUUUCUUUGUAGGCUGUUCAUAGGAUAAACUUUGCUUUAAAAAUUUAAGUUUAUGUGUAACCAAGCUCUGUUUAGCCCUUAGUAGGUAUGCAGUAUAUUGAUGAGAAAGCUGCAUUUACCACUUGGCCUGAGGAAUGUCUUAACUUUUAAGAGUUCUCUAUGAUCACUGACACAUAAUGUGUGGUAUACGUCCCACAUCCAUGGAUUCAACCAAAGGCAUAUAUUGAACGCUUAUACUGAACAUAUACACACUUUUUCCCUAUCACUAUUCUCCAAACAGUACUACAGAGCAACUGUUUUUAUAAUGUGUAUGUAGUACUAGAAGAUGUGUAUAGAUGAUAUGCAAAUGUAUUUGUCACUUGAGAUCCAUGGGGCUUUAGUUCUGGGAUCUCACAAAUCCCAGAAUCUUCAGAUCCUUGAGUCCUUUAUGCCUUUAUAAAAUGACAUCAUAAUUUACGUAUUUAAAAUCAUCUCUAGAUAACUUUUAAUAUCUAAUGCCGUACAGAUGCUAAAUAAGUUAUUAUUUCUUGCCAGUAAUGACAAGAAAAAUGUCUAUAUAUUCAGUGCAGCUUUGUUUGUAUUUUCAGAUAUAUUUGAUUCAUGGGGAAUCCACAGAUACGGAACCCAUGGAUACAGAGAGCCAAAUGUACAGUACCAUCAUAUGGCGAUUCCCGAACUCUUCCACUUUCUGAGAGUGUGAGUGCUGUUCAGAAGUUAGACUUUUCAGAUACAAUGGUGCAACAGAAAUUGGAUGAUAUCAAAGAUCGAAUCAAGAGAGAAAUAAGGAAAGAACUGAAAAUCAAAGAAGGAGCUGAAAAUCUAAGGAAAGUUACAACAGAUAAAAAAAGUUUGGCUUAUGUAGAUAACAUUUUGAAAAAAUCAAAUAAGAAGUUAGAAGAACUACAUCACAAGCUACAGGAAUUGAAUGCCCAUAUUGUUGUAUCAGACCCAGAAGAUGUCACAGAGAAAGAAACAAAAAAAUACAUGGAGAAAAAAAGAGUAGAAAUAAUACAGAAUUACAGAAAAAUAAACGAUUGUCCAAGGACUCCAGAUACUCCAAAUAGUGACCCUCGUUGUUCUACUAGCAAUAAUAGAUUGAUGGCCUUACAAAAACAAUUAGAUAUAGAACUUAAAGUAAAACAAGGUGCAGAAAACAUGAUACAGAUGUAUUCAAAUGGUUCUUCAAAGGAUCGGAAACUCCAUGGUACUGCUCAGCAGCUGCUCCAGGACAGCAAGACAAAAAUAGAAGUCAUACGAAUGCAGAUUCUUCAGGCAGUCCAGACCAAUGAAUUGGCUUUUGAUAAUGCAAAACCUGUGAUAAGCCCUCUUGAACUUCGAAUGGAAGAAUUAAGGCAUCAUUUUAGGAUAGAGUUUGCAGUAGCAGAAGGUGCAAAGAAUGUAAUGAAAUUACUUGGCUCAGGAAAAGUAACAGACAGAAAAGCACUUUCAGAAGCUCAAGCAAGAUUUAAUGAAUCAAGUCAAAAGUUGGAUCUUCUAAAGUAUUCAUUAGAGCAAAGAUUAAAUGAACUUCCCAAGAAUCAUCCCAAAAGCAGUAUUAUUAUUGAGGAGCUUUCACUUGUUACAUCACCAACACUAAGUCCCCGGCAAAGUGUAAUCUCCACACAAAACCAAUACAGUACACUGUCCAAACCAGCAGCUUUAACAGGUACCUUGGAAGUUCGUCUUAUGGGCUGCCAAGAUAUCCUAGAGAACGUCCCUGGACGAUCAAAGGCAACAUCGAUUGCAUUACCUGGCUGGAGUCCAAGUGAAACCAGAUCAUCUUUCAUGAGCAGAACGAGUAAAAAUGAUGUCUGUGCGGUUUUGAAGCUAGAUAAUACUGUGGUUGGUCAAACUAGCUGGAAACCUAUUUCCAAUCAAUCAUGGGACCAGAAGUUUACACUGGAACUAGACAGGGUUACCUUUUUUAAUCCAGUUAUUGAAAGAAGACCAAAACUCCAAAGACAAAAGAAAAUUUUUUCCAAACAGCAAGGCAAAACAUUUCUCAGAGCUCCUCAAAUGAAUAUUAAUAUUGCCACUUGGGGAAGGCUGGUGAGAAGAGCUAUUCCUACAGUAAAUCACUCUGGCACCUUCAGCCCCCAAGCCUCUGUCCCUGCUACAGUGCCAGUAGUUGAUGUACGCAUCCCUGAGCUGACACCAUCAUCCAGUGAUUCUGCAGUAACCAAAUUGGACUUUGAUCUUGAGCCCGAACCUCCUCCGGCCCCACCACGUGCUUCUUCCCUUGGAGACAUAGAUGAAUCUACAUUAAGAGUUUUGGAUACACCUGGACAGGAUUCAGAAACUGUGUUUGAUAUUGAAAAUGACAGAAAUACUAUACUUCCAAAAUCACAAUCGGUAUAUGAUCCUGACAUUCCUGAUUCAGGGCUAGGAUAUAGUAGUAUUCAAGAAUUUGAGGAUAGAAGAUCUCAGCAGAGAUUUCAGUUCAAUCUACAAGACUUCAGAUGUUGUGCUGUCUUGGGUAGAGGACAUUUUGGAAAGGUGCUUUUGGCUGAAUAUAAACACACAAAUGAGAUGUUUGCUAUAAAAGCUUUAAAGAAAGGAGACAUUGUGGCUCGAGAUGAAGUAGACAGCUUGAUGUGCGAAAAAAGAAUUUUUGAAACUGUGAAUAGUGUAAGGCAUCCCUUUUUGGUGAACCUUUUUGCAUGUUUCCAAACCAAAGAGCAUGUUUGCUUUGUAAUGGAAUAUGCUGCCGGUGGGGACCUAAUGAUGCACAUUCAUACUGAUGUCUUUUCUGAACCAAGAGCUGUAUUUUAUGCUGCAUGUGUAGUUCUUGGGUUGCAAUAUUUACAUGAACACAAAAUUGUUUAUAGAGAUUUGAAAUUGGAUAACUUAUUAUUAGACACAGAAGGCUUUGUGAAAAUUGCUGAUUUUGGUCUUUGCAAAGAAGGAAUGGGAUAUGGAGAUAGAACAAGCACCUUUUGUGGCACUCCUGAAUUCCUUGCCCCAGAAGUAUUAACAGAAACGUCCUACACAAGGGCUGUAGAUUGGUGGGGUCUUGGAGUACUUAUAUAUGAAAUGCUUGUCGGUGAGUCUCCCUUUCCUGGUGAUGACGAAGAGGAGGUUUUUGACAGUAUUGUAAAUGAUGAAGUAAGGUACCCAAGGUUCUUAUCGACAGAGGCCAUUUCCAUAAUGAGAAGGCUGUUAAGACGAAAUCCUGAGCGACGCCUUGGAGCUGGGGAGAAAGAUGCAGAGGAUGUAAAGAAGCAUCCAUUUUUCCGGCUAAUUGACUGGAGUGCUUUGAUGGACAAAAAAGUAAAGCCGCCAUUUGUCCCUACCAUCAGAGGACGGGAGGAUGUUAGUAAUUUCGACGAUGAAUUUACCUCAGAAGCGCCUAUUCUGACCCCCCCUCGAGAACCAAGGGUACUUUCAGAAGAGGAGCAAGAAAUGUUCAGAGACUUUGACUACAUCGCCGAUUGGUGUUAAUGUGUACUAGAUACUGUGAAGCCAAGCAGACCGACUCACAAGGAAACCUCUUAAAAUAGCAGCUGUUCAUUUGCUCUCUGGGCCACCAGUAGCUUCUGAGUUUUUUUUGUUUUUUUUAAACACAUGAAGAUUUGUGUAAAAGUACUAUUUUAAUACCUUCUUAAACAGUGGUUUCUCAAUGUUUUUCAACAUAAAUUUGAGCACUGGAAACAGUUUCAUGGAACUUAGUCUGAAUGAACUUUGGCCAUGAAAAUCCACCACAAAGGAAUACUUUUGGAUUAGUAGUCUGUUUUUUUAAAAAUAAGAAAAAAACCACUCUUUGCAGUCCCUAUCUUUGCCAUAAUGCCUGCCUUAAGUGGAGGGAAGAUUAAUCACUUAACUAUUUUCAAAAGCAAACACUAGAGCUUAGAAUGCUAUUACUGUUCACAAAAACUAUGAUUCUGUUUGACUAAGGCAACUGCUCUUUUUUUUUUUUUAAGAAAUUACCAUAAUAUCAAAAGUGUAGUGGCAUUUUAUAAACCUUUGGUGGCUUGAUUUUUUUUUUUAAACAAUGAAUUGAUGUCUUCUUUUGUAAAUUGUAUUUAUCUGGAAAAAACUUUAUUGCCUUAUCUUUACCAACCAUGUAACAGAGCCUCAUAGCUUUCCAACAGAGCUACUUGCCAAACAAUUUCUUGUUUAUUAAUGCUGAAAUAGGAACAUCAGCAUUUACUUAAAACAUUAGACUGAGGACUUCUGAUUAGCCUGAAUCAUGAUACUGUGUUGCCUGUGUGCAUUCCCAAAGUCUAGACACCAGUCUGUCCAGUCCUGUCUUCUAGUCAGUGAGCUGAUUGUCCCCUUUUCUGAUAUGUAUUCUACAGUUACCAGCCUAGUUUAUUUGUACUUGUGUCUGCUGUAGAACCAAGCUGUAUCUUUGUUAAAUCGUAGGGAUUAUCAUUGUAUACAUGCUGUGAACAUGUAUAUGUGAAAGUUGUAAUGUAUUCUGUAAUGUAGGCUUCUUAUUUAAUUUCACCACUUCAUCACUUUUGUACAGUGGCCAGGCAGACACCUCAAACUCCAGCAUUUACAUUAAGUGCAUUUGUAUAUUUUAGGCCACUGGAUCCAGAUUUUAUAUUGGCAGUUACUGAGGGCAAAAGCAAUAUAUUGUAACAGAAUGUAUAAAUAUUUUUGAUAAAACAGUCUAUAUUUUAUAAAAAAUAUUAUAACACUAAAGCUGUACCUCAAAAGUCUCAAAAAUAAUUUGAUCAAAUACUUUUUACAAUUCUUCAAGAGGAUCCGUUUGUGGCUUAUUACACUCUUACAGUAUAUGUUUUACAAAUCAUGACUUUCCAUUUGCUUGGGGUUUUGUUUUACUUUGCUCCUAGUCCAUGUCUUAAUUGUUUUCUCUUAAUAAGAUCUUUGAUCCUGCGCUUAGCAUGUUAGGGUCAUUAUACCUCAGGAAUAACAAGCUGUCAACUAAUCAUGCCGAAUUAACUGUUUAAUCACAAUGAGCUCAUCUCUUAAAAAUUACUGAAAUUUAAAUCCUUAUAAAAAUAGAGUAAUUUGUAAAGAGUUGAGCCUAAUGCAUUUAUAAAUAUUUUGGCCUUGUUACAUGUUUUUAUUGUACUUUGUAAAUGAAACUGUCCAGAGGUAAUUCAUAUUACCUUUAAAAUUAUUAUCCAAGAUACUUUUGGAGAAAAAUCUUUUAAAAAGAGGAAUAAUGUGUUAUUUAAAGUUAUUUUUAAAUGCCAGUUAAACUUCUUUGAGAAAAGACAAUUUGAGAUGUAAGCAUAAUUUUCUAGUUUUAAUUUAAGCAUCAUUAACAGCAUUAAAAUGAAACACUAAAUACUUUUGAGGUACAGUCUGCUCACCUAUCUGGUUCUCAAAUAUGCCUAGAAAGCAAUGUCUACAAUGGCUUUUAGCAUUUUAAAAACUGACAUAGCAUUUUAUAACUACACGGUGUACAGAAAAUUUUUAAUUGAAGUCAGUCACUAAAAAUAUUAGAGGGCAGGGUAUAUUCACACAAUUAAGCUGAAGAAAGCACUAAUUUUUUCUGUAGUUUAAAGUAUAUAUAUAUAUUUUAGUCAGAUUAAAAAUUUUAAGAGUGUAAAUAUAUUUUGCUAUUACUGUAUGUGUAUGUGACUGCUCAAGCACUUUGUAAGGAAGUUAGGGUAUUUUAGAAUGGUACACUAUACAUUUAAAUGAAAUGUGCCUAUGUGUCAUUCUAAGUGUUUUUUGCAGUCAUCAAUUACCACAAAUGCACAAAUUAAAGUUUAAAUAGACUGAAAUUUGUAA